Messenger RNA from Paralichthys olivaceus (Japanese flounder), 3302 nucleotides. It is a transcript of the gene tomm70, whose product is annotated as translocase of outer mitochondrial membrane 70 homolog A (S. cerevisiae). The record is from RefSeq and is a predicted model, not a curated record. Gene Ontology annotation, molecular function: protein binding; transmembrane protein transporter activity. Gene Ontology annotation, biological process: protein import into mitochondrial matrix; protein insertion into mitochondrial inner membrane. NCBI's taxonomy places the organism in Eukaryota, Metazoa, Chordata, Actinopteri, Pleuronectiformes, Paralichthyidae. Gene Ontology annotation, cellular component: mitochondrial outer membrane.
AUGGCUGCUUCUAAGCCGGUGGAGCCGCAGUCCGGGACAGGACUACCCCGCUGGCAGCUGGCCCUGCUGAUCGGGACUCCCAUCGUGCUGGGAGUGGGGGCGGUUUACCUGUGGAACCGCAGCAGGACGAAGGAGAGGAAAGGCACCGGGGAGCGGAAGACGCCAGAGGGCAGCGCCAGUCCCGUGCAGGGCCAAGACGGCGCAGCGAACCGGGAGCCUGAAGUCAUGAGCCUUUUGGAUCGGGCCCAAGCAGCAAAGAACAAGGGCAACAAGUACUUCAAGGCUGGAAAGUACGAGAACGCCAUCCAGUGCUACACAGAGGCCAUUGCCCUCUGUCCCACAGAGCAGAAGGCUGAUUUGUCCACAUUUUACCAGAACAGAGCAGCAGCCUUCGAGCAGCAGAUGAAGUGGACAGAAGUGGUACAGGACUGCUCCCAGGCUGUGGAGCUAAAUCCACGCUACAUCAAGGCUCUGUUCAGGAGGGCCAAGGCUCUGGAAAAAUUAGACAACAAGAAGGAGUGCUUAGAGGAUGUCACAGCCGUGUGUAUUCUUGAGGCCUUCCAGAACCAGCAGAGCAUGCUGCUAGCAGACAAAGUGCUGAAGCAGCUGGGGAAAGAGAAGGCCAAGGACAAGUACAAGAACCGUGAGCCGAUGAUGCCUUCUCCUCAGUUCAUCAAGUCCUACUUUAGUUCGUUCACUGAUGACAUCAUCUCGCAGCCUCUGCAGAAGGGAGAGAAGAAAGAUGAGGACAAGGACAAAGAGGGCGAGGCAGCUGAGGUCACAGAGAGCUCUGCCUAUCUGAAGGCGAAGCAGUACAUGGAGGAGGAGAACUACGACAAAAUCAUCAGCGAAUGCACCAAGGAGAUUGAGUCAGGUGGUCGAUACACUGCCGAGGCCCUGCUGCUGCGUGCCACUUUCUUUCUGCUCAUUGGUAAUGCUACUGCUGCUCAACCUGAUUUGGAUCGGGUAAUCAACAUGCAGGACGCCAACGUGAAGCUACGAGCCAACGCUCUGAUCAAGCGUGGAAGCAUGUACAUGCAGCAGCAGCAGCCUCUGCUCUCUACACAGGACUUUAACAUGGCGGCUGAGAUUGACACACGCAACCCUGAUGUGUAUCAUCACAGGGGUCAGCUGAAGAUCCUGUUGGACCAGGUGGACGAAGCAGUGGGAGACUUUGACGAGUGCAUCCUGCUCAGGCCUGACUCUGCUCUGGCCCAGGCACAGAAAUGCUUUGCUCUUUACAGACAAGCUUAUACUGGAAACAACCCCUCACAAGUACAGACAGCCAUGGACGGCUUUGAGGAUGUUAUCAGGAGGUUCCUUAAGUGUGCAGAAGGCUACGCUCUCUAUGCUCAGGCACUGACUGAUCAGCAACAAUUUGGAAAAGCAGACGAGAUGUAUGACAAGUGCAUCGAACUGGAGCCGGACAACGCUACCACAUAUGUCCACAAGGGGUUGUUACAGCUUCAGUGGAAACAAGACCUUGACUUGGGUCUGGAGCUCAUCAGUAAGGCCAUUGAAAUUGACAACAAGUGUGACUUUGCCUAUGAAACCAUGGGAACCAUUGAAGUGCAAAGGGGGAAUCUGGACAAGGCGAUAGAAAUGUUCAACAAGGCCAUUAAUCUAGCCAAGUCAGAGAUGGAGAUGGCUCAUUUGUACUCGUUAUGUGAUGCAGCGUACGCCCAGACUGAAGUGGCCAGGAAGUAUGGGCUGAAACCUCCAACACUGUAACUUCUCUUCCAAUUGAUCGCCAAUCUGAGUCUUCAUUGCUUAACCCUAAAUGUGUUAAAAUGCAACUUUCUGAGUAACUUUGAUCUGUAAAAAAAAAAAAAGGGUACAAGUAUAUGACAAACAAGGAAGAGCCCUGCAUAUAAACAGCGUUUACAUCACAUCAAAAGGGUUUGUUAGGAUGGAAGAAAAGGAUUUCUAUUCACUAUCACGGCAAGGCUGUGAUCCAGGCCUCUGGUAUACUCGGUGGGUUGGGGUAGCUGAGGGGGGUGGUCUAAACCUACACAGCCCUUUGCUGGCGCUUAAUUCAACCAGAACACCAACACAAAACCUUUUUACUGCUCAGUCAAAUAAUAAGAGAGAAUAACUGUGUCCUCUAGAGAGAAAAUCAUACAUGAAUGGCCAUGUAUGCCUGUCUAAAUUAGUAGUAACUGUGUAAAAUGUAGGAGAAUUGAAAUGUGUGCAGUCUGUUGAACCGAUUAAUGACGUCAAGGCUUCUGUGACACAGAUCUACAGAGAAUACUGUGAGCUUUAUAUAGUUCUAAUGGACUGUUCACUUGUUAAUUUAUGCUGAUCUGAAGUGUUUUUGUCCAGCUACUUCCAUAUUGUAACUUACAUCAUCAGUUCUGAAUGCAAGAUUAAAAUUAUAGUCGAACAUGUAAUGUCUGUGUUUGUAAUGCUGGAAUUGAUCCCAUAGAUGUGGGGCAACAGAGAAGUUAGUUUAGCAAGUAUAUUUUUCUGUUUGUUUUGUUUUUUUAAUAAUGGGAUUGCCUGUUUUCAUUUUUAUAUACUUUGUGCAGCAUGUUCACUUUAUUAAUAAAUGUAAAUGCAAUGCUCGUGCUGUCUUGAACACUAUGAAAACCCCAACUACAAGAUGCUUUGGGCAAGACACUUUUGAUUAGAAAAACCUAACAAACUACUUUUUUGGGAAAGUUAUUUUUUAACUUCCUCUAGUGUCAGAUUUCACAAGGGAUCGGUGAGUCAAUGAUUUUUUCCCUAGCUCACCUUAAUUGAGAAAAGGACUUUUUUUCUAUUUUAUUGUAAAAGGUUUAUUUUCAUGAUCCAUUUAGUUUCUUCUUUUGACAGGAUAAACCCUAUGAUCGUGAUUAGAUUUUUUGUCCUCUCCUUUUCAAAUGAUUUUUUCACAACUCGCGUCUUAUUUUUUCCAGCCUGCCUGCAGCCUGGAGGAUCUGUUGGUUCAGUGUAUGAUUUGGUUCUCAUGUAGCAACUGUGCUCUGCGAAAAACAGCUGAAUGUGUGUUAGGAGCUUUUUCAAUUUCAAGAAAAUUGAAUCACUCCCGUUGUUUGUGACAUUCAUUCAUCAAGCAGCAGUAAUGGCUACAUGUCAUUGAAUGUGGUAAUGCCAAAGAAUCAAAUCAUGCAGUCUAGGUGCAGCUGGUGAGGAAUUCUCAACUUAAGUCAACAGAAAAGAAAUGGAGAAAUGGUUGUAACCUGAACAGUUAAUCUGCAGGUACCCAGUAAAUUCAGGCCGUUUGAUAGAGAAUCAGUGAUGUGUAUGGUGACCAAAGUGAAAUAAAAUAUGAAUCCUAAUAAAGUUAUAAUUCCUGGAAUGAA